Molecule: messenger RNA, 357 nt
Organism: Sorghum bicolor (sorghum)
Lineage: Eukaryota; Viridiplantae; Streptophyta; Magnoliopsida; Poales; Poaceae
Exons: 4
Coding region: 1-357 (118 amino acids)
Source: RefSeq, a predicted model, not a curated record
AUGUACAAACUGGCCCAGGCGCUCAAGGCUAUGUCCCUAGAGAAAUCGGUUUUCCUCCACAGGGAAAGAGACGCCUGGGCGACCUGUGAGAAUGAGAAAGCUGCUAGGGAGGCGGCUGAGGGGGAACUCGCGAAGGAAUGCGAGAUUUCUGCCGAGCUUCGGCAGAAAUGCACGGCCCUCGCGACUGAGGCUCGGGAGGCCCGGGAAAAGGUCGCUCCUAUGGAAAAGAGGGCUGACCUUUCUGCUGCUCAGAGCGAGGUGGUUCGUUGGCACCGGAGCUCGGCGGAGAACGAGAAGCGAGCCGAGGAGUCGGAGAGGAAGAUGGCCAUGGCAGCCUCUGCCGCCGAGGCCUUGUAG